This is a messenger RNA of Penicillium longicatenatum, 501 nucleotides long. RefSeq lists its product as uncharacterized. The transcript has a single exon. Lineage: Eukaryota; Fungi; Ascomycota; Eurotiomycetes; Eurotiales; Aspergillaceae. The record is from RefSeq and is a predicted model, not a curated record. The coding region runs from base 1 to 501 and encodes 166 amino acids.
AUGGCUCCCAACCUUUUCCUCUGUCUGCGCACCCUCUGCUGCCCUAUCUACUGGUUCCAGCGUGGUGAUCGCAUCGAACCCGACCACAACCGCGAACAACAUUGGGACACUCCCGUCCCAGGAACAUACAAGUUCCUACCCGGCCAAGGCUGGCACCUUGUCCGUCGCGACGAAUGCGACCAAGACGAAAAAGUCCCGGCCGCCCUGGUCUACUGCCGCGUUCUGCACCGCUACAUGUUCGAGUCUGAGCUCGAACAACGCUCGCGCUUCUUCACUGCUCCCCUGCACAAGGGCGGUCGCCCCGAGAAGUUGCGCUUCUUCCUUCUUGAUGAUGGCGUUCAUUGGGUCGCUGGCUGGGAUGCCAAGGGCCGUUUUAUUCCCGGCCCGUAUCCUAAGUGGUGGCUGGAUGAGGACGGCGAGACUAUGCGUCGUGGCGUCUCGCCGCCGACCAGUGCCAAUGUCUCGCGCUGCAACAGUGUGAUUGCGGGCAAGUUUGAGUAA